Molecule: messenger RNA, 789 nt
Organism: Rotaria socialis
Lineage: Eukaryota; Metazoa; Rotifera; Eurotatoria; Philodinida; Philodinidae
Source: the annotation of a GenBank genome assembly
AUGGCAACUAAUGCAUUUCAACCAGCCGUCGGUGGUACGUCUCGAGGUGAAGCAAAUCUUAGUGGCAUGUCAAAACAAUAUUCGGCGCGCGAUAUGCCAGCAAAUAAAACAUUGAAAUAUCGUGAAAAAGGUCAACAUACACAAGAAGAACUACGAUUAAAAGAUCGUGAAGGUAUGCGACGAGAACUUGAAGAACGUGAACGCAAUAUUCGUGAUAAACAACGAUCUUCAUCUGAUACAAAGCGUAUCACAUCUGGUGGCACAACUAGCAGCCGAUCUAAACCUGCAAUAACUCACACUGAAACAAAUAUUGAUGCUGAUGAUCCACUUGAUGAAUCAUCUUCAGAUGAAGAAACAGCGUCACAUCAAACAAAAUUUAAUAAAAAUACACAAAGCCGAGCAAUAAAUAAUGAAGAAGGCGACGACGACGAUGAAGAUGAUGACGAAGAUGAAGACGAUACAGCUGAACUUAUGGCAGAAUUAGCUCGUAUAAAAAAGGAACGUGCCACAGAAGCAGCUCGGCUUGAACAACAAAAACGAUUAGAAGAAGAAAGAAUUCGUACGGAAAAUAUUCUCAAAGGCAACCCAUUAUUAAAUCCUGGUUCGAAACCUUCAGCACCAAUUACGAAUAGUGAAUUUCGUGUUAAACGUCGUUGGGAUGACGAUGUUGUUUUUAAAAACUGUGCAAAAGCUGAUGGUUCUUCAGGUGAAAAACGUGUCGCACAAUUUAUUAAUGAUAGUUUACGUAGUGAGUUUCAUCGACGUUUUAUGGAUAAAUAUAUUAAAUAA